UGCCUACAUAUUUUGGGGUUGAGAGGGAGAAAAUCUCAAAGUAACUAGGACCAUCCGCCGGCUUCAAAACCUCUGCUCUCUCCUUAUCUUCUUUUCUUCCUUCACUCUCUCUACCCUAGAGAUAUGUCUUCUCUUACCAAACCCUUAAUCAAGAAUUUAUCAAUGGCGACCAAUUCUUGCCUUAUCUCUCUUCCACCCUUCUUCACUACAACCAAAUCCAUGUCUUUUAUUUCAACCCCAUUAAAACCCAUCUCCCUUUCUUCCUCUUUAUCUCUUAAAAAGACCACUACCCAAUUCCCAUCUAUUGUUUCUGUAGUGGCUGCUCUGCAAGAUGAUGACAGCAGUGUUGGCCUUGAAGAUAAAGAACAAGGUGGGGAAGCGCUUAGCUUUGAUUUUGCAAGUGUUGGUGAUGCAGGGGAGAGUGAUGAGGCUGAGGCUGAGGCAGAGGAGUAUCAAGAACCUCCGGAAGAUGCGAAAUUGUUCGUUGGGAAUUUACCCUAUGAUAUAGACAGUGAGGGGUUGGCUCAGUUGUUCCAACAGGCUGGUGUUGUUGAGAUUGCUGAGGUCAUUUACAAUAGGGAGACUGAUAGAAGUCGUGGAUUCGGGUUUGUGACAAUGAGUACCGUGGAAGAAGCUGAGAAAGCUGUAGUACUGUACAACCGUUAUGAUCUCAAUGGAAGGCUCUUGACAGUCAACAAAGCUGCUCGAAGAGGAUCACAGCCAGAACGUCCACCUCGAACAUUUCAGCCUACUUACAGAAUCUAUGUUGGCAACAUCCCAUGGGACAUUGAUGAUGCACGCCUUGAGCAAGUCUUCAGUGAACAUGGUAAAGUAGUAAGUGCUCGGGUGGUUUAUGACAGAGAGUCUGGAAGGUCACGAGGCUUUGGUUUUGUGACAAUGUCAAGUGAACCUGAGAUGAGUGAAGCAAUAGCCAACCUUGAUGGACAGACUUUGGAUGGGAGGACGAUCAGGGUAAAUGCUGCUGAAGAAAGACCUAGGCGCAACACAUUUUGAUUUUGAUCAUAUGUUUUAUUUGUUCGAUUGCAUAGCAGUGGCAGUUGUGCAGUUAUGAGCAGUUAGAUUUUCAUCAGACGUCUUUAAUUUUGCUCUCUACUUGUAAGUUUUUAUUUGUUGAUUACUUAUAUAGGGCACAGCGACUUUUUUUGUGUUCUUUCUUCUUUCUUUCUACCGCUCUUACCCUUUGGGGGGACUCUGAAGUAGAGGAUUGAAUGCUGUAAGAUUUUCAAUUCUAUUUGUGGUAGUUCUCAUUUGCCGUUAGCUUUACACCUUGAUGUUGAUAAAACUGAUUCAGACAUUUGGAAGCAAAAUGGAUUGGAAGCUUUACUAUGAUUAA
This is a messenger RNA of Solanum lycopersicum (tomato), 1354 nucleotides long. RefSeq names its product 28 kDa ribonucleoprotein, chloroplastic. Gene Ontology annotation, molecular function: mRNA binding. Gene Ontology annotation, cellular component: chloroplast thylakoid membrane. Gene Ontology annotation, biological process: chloroplast rRNA processing. Lineage: Eukaryota; Viridiplantae; Streptophyta; Magnoliopsida; Solanales; Solanaceae. The record is from RefSeq and is a predicted model, not a curated record.